CCUCAGUUCCGCCCGUCCCUCAGCUCCGCCCGCCUCCCGUCGGUCCCACUAUUUGCCCCGGCUCCUCCCUCGUCGCUUGGUUACGGCGUCGCUUCCGUCCCUGGGGACCGACCGACAUGGCGGCGGCCACCACAGCGUUCUCCUUUUCCUUCGCCUCCUCCUCCUCCUCGGCGUUGCUGCGCCCGGGCUUGGCGCCGCUGAGGCGUUGGCGAGCCCUCACCGGUCCGGCGCCGCGGGCCGCCUGCAGCGCCAGCAGCUCCCCCUGCAGUGCCGACAGUGAUGAAGCAACAGUUCUCUCAGGGACAAAGCUUGCCAACCAAGUGUUGCAAGAAGUUCAAAGGGAUGUAGAAUCGUGGGUAUCUGCUGGGAACAAGAGACCUCAUCUCACUGUCCUAUUGGUAGGAGACAAUCCAGCCAGUCAUAUCUAUGUCAGGAACAAGAUAAAAGCAGCUGCAGCUGUGGGCAUUUCUAGUGAGAUCAUUGUGAGGCCUAAAGACAUUUCUGAGGAAGAGCUCUUGGAUCUGACAGUGCAACUCAACAAGGAUUCGAGAGUUAGUGGUUUGUUAGUUCAGCUUCCUCUGCCCGGCAAGGACAGAUGGCUCCUGCCCCGGAUUUCAUUCUGGGGCCUGAAGGGGCGUUUUGUUCCGGGCGAACCGUGGAAAGCCGGCAUUUCUGGCAGAGCAGGAGACUGACAGCUGGACUGGGUGAUCUUUGAGAUCCAGUAACAAUUGUAUGGUUCUGCAAAUUCAGCACUUCAUUGGAAGCUCACAAAUAUGACAGAUGUAAUAGAAGAACAUGGGUAAGACAUGCUAAAAAUAGAUCUUGGAGAUAUCAGCAGUCCAUUGAAGGCAAGUAUCAAACACAGGUAGCAGGGCCAGCAGCUUUAGUGAGAUUUGAGAUUCAGUGUGUGGGUGUCAGAAGUGAAGCUGUGAGCAGGUGAGAGUCCAAAAGAACUUCUGGGCCGAGGUGAAAAGUCAGGUUUAUGCUGACAUGCAAGGACAAGAUUAUCCCUCAGAUAAUCUCUGCAGACAGCAGGGCAGCUUUAUUUAUGAUGCCAACUGUUUCACAUGGAACACCUGCCUGCUGUUUCUUUUUUGUGCAAAGCCGUUUCUGCACUUGGCAUAGGGACUUUCUUUUCAUUUCUCCUGGCUGUGGACACCCCUUGAAGUCCAGCAACUUCACUGGCAACGUGUUCAGCUCCUUCAAUCACACAGUAGUGGCCAAAAGACCCCAAGCCCUCUAAUAAUUGUUGCCAGGUGAGUUUGUGAGUGCACUGUCUCUGUGUGGAAGAGGGUAGUGAGCUCAGAUCCACGGAGCAAGGCGCUUGGCCGUGUUUUGCACAAGCAUGUGUUCCUCUAUUAGUAAUGCUAAGUGGAAUAUACUUUUCCAGAACUUUUCCUGCCUUCCCACAGAGGUCCUUGCAGACAACUGACACAUUAUUCAAAUGGUGACAGUCACCAUCUUCGAGUACCCUUGCAGAGUAAGCAAUUUGAAAUUUCUUUGUGAAAGCUUUCUGCUUCCAUGAUCUGCAGCUCUGGAGAACAAAGCAAUUUCCCAGCCAUUCCUGUAAAUAUUUUAUAAAUGCUUAAAUAUAAACAUAAGUAUUCUUCAGUUCAUCAAGUUCAUUACAAUAGAGCCCAAAAUAUGCUAUUUACUCCAAGCUGGAAAACAAACCCUCUUUCUGGUUCCAGAAAAGAAAUAGUUCUAAGGAUUACAAGCAGUUUUAGGUUGCAACAGCAGGCUUACUGUGACUGAGUACAUUCUACUGUCUGCAUUCAUUUAUCUGGUGCUCUUAGUGCACAGUCAAGCUGAACUUUCUUGGUGCUUAGUAUCUUGAGAAUUUCAAAGAGCUGAUGGUAACAGUUCCUAAGUCCCCUGAGGACUUAAAAAAACUGAGAGGUUUUUGAUGUGUCCUGUUUUAGUAGCAUUUUUUGUUGGGCAAUGUAUGUCCUUCCAAGCUGAAAACUGGGUGGGAGUCAAAAAUCCAGAGUUGCACAAGAAGAUAUUUCCCUUGUUGUUUUAGUAGAUUGACUUGCAUCAGAAUAAAAAAUGUGACACAGAGCAGGAGAGAAGAACCAUAGAAGUUUUCAGGGACCCACAGCUUUCAAAGAUAACAUAUAAAAUAGGCCCCUAUUCCAGCAGGAUUUUCCCAGCUGUAGCAGACAAAGGCAAUAAACAGUUUGGAUGAUGGCCAGAUAAUCUGCUGCAGGUAGAUGGAUCUCUGACUGGAUGCUCUGGAGAGCAGAUCUGUUGAGUAAGGCCUUGUCAUGCACAGUCAGGUUACGUGUUGUACUUGGACACAUGAGUAAGGCGGGUUUACGUGGCAGUGCUGGGCUUUGUGCUUGGGUGACUGUUGACAAGAUGGGAACCGUCAGGCUCAUUCCACAGGGGUUACUGCUGAGGAAAUGCCAGAAGCAGUCUGCUGGGGUCUGGAGCGUGAGGCUGUUUUUAGACAUGGAGCUGCAGUGUGUGAAACUGUGCAGCCAGCUCCUGCCAGAGGCAGGAGCCCAGAGGAGCAGCAGUCAGAGGGGGUGGACAGGCUGUGAUGCAGCAGGGGGUACAGAGCCUGGUCCUGUGAGUCAGUACUUGUGCAGACAGGCCUGGAACAAGGGAAGUGGGUCCCCCUGGGACUCUUGAAAGAGGCAAGGCCAUUGUCCUGAGCUGCAGAGGAACUCUCUUGGAUUCUACCUUUCCUGUGUCUCCCUCCACUGCCUUUGGCUCAAUUCCUUUAGCAAGGAAGAAAAAGACAGGGAACAGAGAGCAUCAUGUCCUACAGAAUUUAGAAAGCUGAAUUCUCCCCUGCCUGCUGCCAUAUGUCUCAUUAUAGAUAAGUUUGCCACACAUUGUACAGAUCGAAGCAUAGGAUGAUGUGGGUUGGGAGGGGACCUUGAGGAUCGUUCUGAGUGAGGAUGAACUUAGUUCUUGUGAGCAGUGGUGUCAGUAGAGCUGUGCCAGAACUCACCAUGGUGUUUGUAUCUGCCUCCCUGAAGUUACUGUUCAAGUCACCCCCCUUGCCUGUGUUCUCUUAGCAGGAGCUGCUGUGUGCA
Messenger RNA from Chiroxiphia lanceolata (lance-tailed manakin), 3047 nucleotides. Its product is annotated as probable bifunctional methylenetetrahydrofolate dehydrogenase/cyclohydrolase 2. Lineage: Eukaryota; Metazoa; Chordata; Aves; Passeriformes; Pipridae. Gene Ontology annotation, biological process: tetrahydrofolate interconversion. The record is from RefSeq and is a predicted model, not a curated record. Bases 117 to 692 code for a protein of 191 amino acids. Gene Ontology annotation, molecular function: methylenetetrahydrofolate dehydrogenase (NADP+) activity; methenyltetrahydrofolate cyclohydrolase activity; methylenetetrahydrofolate dehydrogenase (NAD+) activity. Gene Ontology annotation, cellular component: mitochondrion. The transcript is spliced from 5 exons.